Molecule: messenger RNA, 7592 nt
Organism: Labeo rohita (rohu)
Lineage: Eukaryota; Metazoa; Chordata; Actinopteri; Cypriniformes; Cyprinidae
Gene: larp1
Product: La ribonucleoprotein 1, translational regulator
Exons: 19
Coding region: 227-3262 (1011 amino acids)
Biological process (GO): mRNA stabilization; positive regulation of translation
Cellular component (GO): cytoplasmic stress granule; cytosol
Molecular function (GO): RNA cap binding
Source: RefSeq, a predicted model, not a curated record
CGUCCAACGCGUGGUUCUUUCACAUUGCCGUAAGUAGCGAAGACUAGCCCGAGUUUUUAAAGGUUCUUGGCGUUCUUUUACAUGUUUUAAUUGUAAUCCACCACUCUGCGUCUUAGACUGAAGCCGUUUGGUCUAGGGGUGGAGUGGCGCGCGUCGAGCGGCUCCCGGCAGCAGAUCUUUUGGCAGCACAUUGCGGCGGAUUCGAGGUGUGUUUGUUAGCGGAGAAAUGGCCACUGAGGUGGAGACGCUCCUACCGAACAACCCGCUGCUCAAGCAGGACGAGCAGGAGGAAUGCCAGGCCGAGAAAGACGAGGAAUUUCUGGUGACGGAGCAAAGCCUCAAACGGGUCAAAGACGAGAGCAACAGCCAGGCGAAGGAGAGCCUGGACGCUCCGACCGAAGAAGACGCCUCUAAGAAGGAGUUUACAGAAGCUCCGCCGCCCAAGGUGAACCCGUGGACGAAGAAGAUGAGCGGAGUCAACGGACAAACGCUGCACGAGCAUCCUGUGCCCGCGAAGGUCGUGAAGGCAGGAAACGCGAGAAUGAGGCGCGGCGGGAAGGUCGGGGAUUUUGGAGAUACGAACAACUGGCCGACACCUGGAGAGAUCGCCACGAAAGAAGUUCAGGUGGUGAAGAAGUCAACCGUCAAACGAGAGUCCAAAGGAAAGAGGGAAAAUGAAGAGAGUAAAGAGAACCUGAAAGCCAAAUCAGACGACUCUGGAGAAGAGAAGAACACCGAUGAGGAGUCGCAGAAAAAUGGACAAAAAAAGCGAGGAAAUAAACACAAGUGGGUUCCUCUGAUGAUCGAGGUGAAGUCCGAGGGUCCUCGUGAGCGUUCGGCCUCCAGGAAUAACACCCGUCAGUUUGACGCUCAUCGAGUUCCUCCUAACGGCAGGAACGACCUGAGAGAUUGGCACAGUGGAAAAUAUGAUCACGAGUUCAAGGAUGACCAUGAUGAGGUGUCGAGCGUCAAGAGCGAGGGAGCGCCGUACAGAAACGCUGUCAGGGGCCGCGGCCGUGGACGGGGACGGGGGCGAGGACGCGGCAGAGGAGCCGGCAGAGGUCAUUAUGACUACUACUACGGCUAUAAAGGCUUUGACGGGAAGGACGGUGCUUACGGUCAGAAGUUCAACAGCACAGUGACCUACUAUUAUGACCACAUGAGCAGCGCUGAGCUCUACGCUGUGGACCAGGACCUGCUGAAGGACUACAUCAAGAGACAGAUCGAAUACUACUUCAGUGUGGACAACCUGGAGAGGGAUUUCUUCCUGCGCAGGAAGAUGGAUCAGGAGGGUUUCCUGCCGAUCGCUCUGAUCGCGAGCUUCCACCGCGUGCAGGCGCUCACUACAGAAGUCAGCCUCAUCAUAGAGGCCCUGAAGGACAGUAAGGUGGUGGAGAUCAUCGAUAUGAAGAUGCGCUGUAAGGAGGAGCCUGAGAAAUGGCCGCUGCCUGGCCUCGCUUUGCCGGACCAUUCGCAGACAGACUUCUCUCAGUUCAUCAACUGCCCAGAGUUUGUUCCUAGGAGCGUCGUGGAGAAGACAGGUUCUCCGAGAUCCUCCACGCCGGUGCAGCACAAGAAUGAUGAUGUGAGUAACCUGAAGCUGAUGCCGAAGGGUCUGUCCGCCAGCCUGCCCGAUCUGGACUCGGAGUCGUGGAUCGAAGUGAAGAAGAGGCCCCGGCCGUCACCCGCACGACCCAAGAAGCCGGAGGAGCCGCGGACGCCGGUUCAGAGCGCCCCGACCGCGGGCGAGGACCAGGAUGAGCCGGAGGAGCUGGACUUUAUGUUCGACGAGGAGAUGGAGCAGAUGGACGGGCGACGCAACACUUUCACCGACUGGUCGGAUGAAGAUUCGGACUGUGAAAUCGACGAUCGAGACGUCAACAAGAUUCUGAUCGUCACGCAGACGCCGCCGUACCUGCGCAAGCAUCCCGGAGGAGACCGAACGGGGAACCACACCUCGCGUUCCAAACUGACCAGCGAACUGGUCAAAAUCAUUAACGACGGACUUUAUUACUACGAACAAGACCUCUGGGACGACACGUACGAGCCCGAAUAUGCCACUAUCAAGCAAGAGGUGGAGAACUUCAAGAAGGUGCACCUGAUCAGCCGAGAGCAGUUCGACUGUCUGACCCCUGAACCGCCUGUCGACCCCAACCAGGAGGUUCCUCCAGGACCCCCGAGACCCCAGCAGAUCCCCACAGAAGACUUGGCCAACAAACUGUUCGGAGCCCCCGAACCGUCGGCUAUCGCUCGCUCUCUUCCGACUACAGUGCCUGACUCGCCCAACUACCGCAGUGCCCGCACGCCCCGCACGCCUCGCACCCCGCGCCUCAAAGACCCCACGCAGACGCCCCGCUUCUACCCCGUGGUGAAGGAAGGACGACCGCUGGAUGCCAAAACUCCUCGCAAGAGAAAGACGCGACACAGCUCCAAUCCGCCCAUGGAGUGUCACGUGGGCUGGGUGAUGGACUCCAGAGAGCACCGCUCCCGCACCGCCUCCGUCAGUUCGAACGCGAGUCCGUCUGAAGGCACCACGGCGAUGAGUAAUUUCGGCUGCACUCCUCAGUCUCUUCCCAAGUUCCAGCACCCGUCGCACGAGUUACUGAAGGAGAACGGAUUCACGCAACACGUUUACCACAAGUACCGGCGACGCUGCCUCAACGAGCGUAAGCGGCUCGGCAUCGGCCAGUCUCAGGAAAUGAACACGCUGUUCCGCUUCUGGUCCUUCUUCUUGCGAGAUCACUUCAACAGAAAGAUGUACGAGGAAUUCAGACAGCUGGUGGUGGAGGACGGGAAGGAAGGCUACAGGUACGGUCUGGAGUGUCUCUUCAGGUUCUACAGCUACGGACUUGAGAGGAAGUUCAGGCCGGACAUAUUUAAGGACUUUCAAGAGGAAACCGUUAAAGACUAUGAAGCAGGCCAGCUGUAUGGACUCGAGAAGUUUUGGGCCUUUCUGAAAUACUCUAAAACAAAGAACAUGGAGAUCGACCCCAAGCUGCAGGAGUAUUUAAGAAAGUUCAAGCGUCUGGAGGACUUCAGGGUGGACGUGAGUGCAUUUGAGCCCCCCAUGGAGGAAGGCGGGCGCAAGAGGCACCCUUCCAGCGGCGACGGGCGUCGCCGUCAUCCUUCCCAGCCGUCUAGCCGAACCCAGACGCAGGCCGCUUCAGGCUCCGCCCCUCCCGCAGGAGCCCCUCCCACCAGAGAUGAUGCCAAACCCCCGAGCCAGCGAGCAGCUGCGCAGGACGCCAAGCCGCCCAAAUGAGCGCCAGACCCGUCCGUCGGCGGAUCGGACCGGCCGCACAAGCAUGACACAACGGCUCACGAUCGUCAAAUCAAGGCUCUUCCACCUUCUCCUCGUUCACAACAUCCGUGCGUCAGAAACGGACAGCAGAGGGCAUGAGAAAUUCUUCCAUUCUUUGUUUUAUUAAAGACUUUGAAGUUUUAUUCCUCUUGUAUCAUUGGGGUACAAAAAGGCUUUUGUUGAAUCUUUCUGCUUUAUAUCCUCCAGUAGAGUCACUGUUUUAUUUGGCCGAACGACGCGUGAUUCCACCCUGAUCUUUUUUUUUUUGUUUUGUUUUUUUUUUCUUGUAGAGCGUAAGGAUUGCGUUGAAGGAUAAGAUUGCUCUUGACUAGAGUAGGUACUGGAUGAGACAAACACUUCACUGAGAAAAUCAUGCAAAUGCUCUAGAUCUGCAGCCGUUUGAGUGAGAUGAUUUUACGUUAGCAGUUUUUCGGGGCUAGUCUCGCUGCGUUUGAUAGCAGAUCACUUCCAGGGGUCGCGCCGUAAGCUUGGGCAUCACUGUGACACUAACAUCCCGCUUGCCAAAUCCUCUCGUUUUCUUCCACGUGUCACGGUCUGUUACAGAAGACGCCGACGACGCCUCUUUUAGCUUCGGCGACCCGCGGUCAGUUGCGUUCACGGACCAAUCGUUUCUCAGCGAGGACGGGAAGCGUCGGACCGACCGGUCCGCUCCCGUCGCUCGCUCACCGGCAGAUUUCCUAGAUCUAGUGCGAGUUUGUCCCCGGCCGAGCGGGAAUCAUUAUCAGAGUGUUAAUCCCUAGUGUACAUAUGAAUUCAAGAAAUUAAGAGACAUUACACCACCUGGCUGUACGUGUCAUUUAUUGUUUAUAGAGAUAUAUUUGCCUUACGUGUUCAUCUUUUUUUUUUUUUUUUUUUUUUUUUUUUUUUUUUUUUUAUUAUGCUCGCCCGAACGCGCCUGAGCUUCCACGCUCGAGCUCGACGUCGUUCCGGGUUCGUUUUAGUAUCACUUCUUGAUUUUCUCCAUAUGAACAGCAGGACGGUCUGACUAAAGGGAAACUGACCUCAGGGUUUCAACUGGAAUCAUGUGAAGAAAGACAAACCUUCUGAGGAUCGCGAGCGACGCGUCUGAAAACUUUGCCGACUGCUUUUGGAUCAUAAGCAAUAUUUGAGUCGCUGACCUAAUUUAUGGAUUUUCACAUGAGUUUGGCUGCCAUAUGAACAUCCACCUGUUUGUUUGCUCAAUUGUCUUGAGUUGUUUUGGUUUCGAUCCAUCUCCCUCUAGUGAAUUUAAUUUCGUAUUAACUUGCCACAUUUAGCGGUUCCCCUCUCCUGCUUUCCCUUGGUAGGCCUCUUCAUUCAGAGUAGCUGUGGUCAAAUCUUGAUGAGGAAAAUCUUGUGAUCACCGAUGUAAUUAAAAAGCUUUUAUUCAACUAAACAGUGUGGGGAAAAACCUCUCGUCCGUACAAGUUCAUGCUGGAGCAUCUUCAGAGGUCAGGGAGCAGAUGAAAUCAUUCAUAAAGCCAUAUAAAUAGCUGUAUGCAUUUAUUAAAAAUGUUAAUACAUUAGCACCAUCACACACACACACAUAUAUAAAUAUAUAUAUAUAUAUUCGGCUAUUGAGAGAAGAACGAUGGAACUGUAAAAUACUUGAAAUCUUGUAUCAUAACACUUCAUCUGAAUUAUAGGCAGAUGUGAUUGCUAUUAGUGUGAUUUGUAAUUUGUAGUAUUUUUUUUUUUUUCCCUUUAAUAAUGAAAACAAAAAAAAAAAAUUAAAAAGGUCAAAAACCUUAAAGCAGCUGUUGAACUUUUCUAUGAACCAGACGAGCUACCUGGAGAUUUCCACUUUCAUUGGUGCUUUUUUUUUAGUGAGUCGAAACCGCAAAUGUUUAGUGUCUCUUUCUGAACCCAGAGAGAGCAGAUUCGCUCAGGCGUUCGACUGACGCUGAUGCACAUGAACAUCUGCUCAGUUAGCCUGUCCAAAUGCCCACACUUGCAGGUUUUGCACUUGACCACUUGUCUACUUACAUGACGUAUUUACCAGGGUUCUAUGGUAGGUGCUUGAAUUUGACUGGAAAACCCUUGAAAAUGGCAAUAUUCCUGAAGAGGUACUUGAAAAGUGCUGAAAUUAUUUAAAGACAAUGUAUCUAUAAAAUAAGUGUUUAAUUUUUCUCAACAAGCACAUAUCUUUUUACCAAAAUUCACAAAAUUAAAGUCUUUUUUUGUUUUGAAUUAAUGUCAUAAAACUAUCAAGCAAAGUUAGUCAAAUGAGUUUCGCGAAUCGUUUGACUUGGAUCUGAACUUCAGGGUGGGUUCUUGAAUCAUUCCAUGAAUCAUUCCGGAAUCUGCUCUCCACAUUCUGAUCUGAAAUUUUAGUUUGCGGAUUAUUUGAUUAAAUUCGGAGCACACAUUUUAUGGAGCGGUUUCACAAAUCUUUUUUUAACUUUUGUUUUUGUAAACUGUGGAAAGCGUCAGUAACUACACAAUAAGUGAGAUCUCUGAUUGAAGUCCUUGAAAAGCAGUGUUUGAAAAGUCCUGGUAUUUCGUUUUGCAGUACCUGUACGAACCCUGAUUUAUGGUAUUUGGCCCAAGUGUUCAAGUGAGCAUGAAGACCACAACUGUGUGUAAAAGUUGUCAUUACCUUAUGGGACACACUAAUAUGUUACAUGUCAAAUGGAAGUGUUUACAGAGCUUUAUUUUGAUUUUUAAUACUUUGUCAUUUAAAAUAAACUUUUUUUAAAAUGUCAAAGUGAUAAAAAGCUGUUGCAAAAAUUGCACAAAAUGCACAUUUUCUUUUACUAAAUGACAUGCAAUAUCUCAUUAUUGCUAAUAUUCAGCUUACACUAGCAAAAAAUGUUUCAGAAAAUUUUCAAAGAACAUUAUGGGAUAUGCUUAGAAUCAAAUACUGCUCCAGAUUUAAUGUGCAUUCAGGGCUUUUUGAAGACCUGGGAAAGUCUCUCUCAAAUGGCCAAGACUGCAAGUGUGGGUAUUUGGACAGGCCCAGUGCUGUUGGGAUAUGCAUUAGUGGUUUUGGGGACCCCCUGAUCUGACACAGUUCAGUACAUGGAUGUCUCUCCUAAUGAGCUGACGAUGUGAAUCAGGUGUGGUAAAUAAAGGAGACACACAAAAUGUGCAGAGCAGUGAGUCCCCAGGAACAGGAUAAAAAAAACCACUGUUAUCAUCUUAUUUUCUCAAUAUCAGUUGUGGCCCAUACCAUCAGCCUUAUAAAUGCACUGCUCAAGCAUAUUGCAGAUGAGCUGCAGACUCUUCUGCCUGGAGAUUUGAAGAGGACUUGAAUAUCCUCAAGAACAACUUAAGCAGCUUAUGCUGGGUACACACUAAAAGAUUUUUUUUAAAAGAUCUUAAAUGUGAGGGACCACAAACAUGAGGACAAAAAAUCCUAGAUUUAAUCGUGCUCCUAUAGUGUGUGUUGUGCCUCGGGGUUGAUUUGGGAUUGGGCUGCCUCCGAUGUUCUUCUGAGCAGAUUCAGUCACUCUUAACACCUCACACCACAGGAAAAUUUAAUAAGAUAGUCUGUAGAACCACCAAGGUAAUCGGGACAUUAACUAGGACUGUCAGAAGGGUUCCCACGGGUCCUUGAAAUCCUUGAAAGUUUGUGAAUCUGAAAAAACAGUUUCAAGGACCUGGAAAGUUUUGGGAAAUAAACAUACAUAGAUACAGGUCCUUGAAAGUGCUUGAAUUUGCUUUGAGCAAGAAGUUUGCUGAAAAACAUUCCAUAUUAUUCCCUCUGGUCUGCUAAUGUGUUAUUUCGCCAACACAUCGUGCCCUAUGCAAUCUAGCUUGCUUGAUUUAUGUUGGUGACCAUACGUCCUCUUUUCCCCGGACAUGUUGGACAUGUCUGUUUGGACCUAAAAAAUGCAUCAGGCCGGGAUUUAUAAAUCACCCAAAAUGUCCGGGUUUUCUUGAUCCUGCUCCCGCUGAAUUUUGGGUCAUUAUCGCCUGCUCAUGCAGUCAUUCUAAUAUUGAAUAUAAUUUUCGCGCAUCAAGGAGCCGCUGUUCUAUGCAGAAGUGUGAUUUGUCAGUCACUUUUUUUUUUUUUUUUGCAUAGAAUUGGGCUGAUUUUAAACUGUUGAAAAGGGUUGGUUUUCUCCUGUGGGUUAAGUGUUUGAAAUAUUGCAUAAAAUACUUUUGACUGAAAUGCUUGUAUUUAAAAACAUUUUGCAUUCUACCUGUGAUAAACUGCAAGAUGUGAAGUUUUGUGACGGCCACUGGUAGGAAGCCUUUUAGCUGUGUUUUAUCAUCAAUCUGGACAAGGAUGACCUAAAAUGUACAUUUUAGGUAUGGAAAUGAAGUAUUUUGAGUUUUGAUAUGG